UCCCCUCCCUCCCUCCCUCCUUCUCUUUCUCUCUCUCUCCCUCUCCCUCUCUCCUUGGAUGUAAUCUCUGAUUUGACAACAGGUAUUUGUCAGGUCCCAGACGAAGUAAUCCUCCCAGUCCACAGCAAGCUGCUGACAGUAGAGUUAAAGCUCCAGCUCCACAGAGUCCAGAAAUCCUUGUUGAUAAAGAGUCUGCAGUCAUGGGGCGUCAAGAAGCCGACAACGUGUGGAAGAAAGACACAGAAAACAUCCAGGAGGUGUUUGAUGUCAUCGACGAAUUGGGAUCGGGGGCGUUCUCAGAGGUCUACAUGGUGAAGGAGAAGAAGACGGGGAAGAUGUACGCCAUGAAGUGCGUGAAGAAGAAACAGAAGAGAGACCUGAACCUGGAGAACGAGAUCGCCGUGCUGAGGAGAAUCCAGCAUGACAACGUGGUGGGGAUGGAGGACUUCUAUGAAAGCCAGACUCAUUACUACCUCAUCAUGCAGCUGGUUUCAGGCGGCGAGCUCUUUGAUCGUAUCCUGGACCGAGGGAUGUACUCAGAGAAAGACGCCAGCAGUGUGAUCAAGCAGGUUCUGGAGGCCGUCAGCUACCUGCACCAGAACGGCAUCGUGCACCGAGACCUCAAGCCAGAGAACAUUUUGUACUUCAGCCAGGACGAGAACUCCAAGAUCAUGAUCAGUGACUUCGGCCUCUCCAAGAUGGUGGACAACGACAUCAUGUCGACAGCUUGCGGCACUCCAGGAUAUGUAGCCCCUGAAGUUCUGGCUCAGAAACCCUACAGCAAGGCCGUGGACCUGUGGUCUAUUGGAGUGAUCACAUACAUCCUGCUCUGUGGAUAUCCUCCGUUCUAUGAGGAGAGUGAGACGAGGUUAUUCUCCAAGAUCAUGAAGGCGCAGUACGAGUUUGACGCUCCGUUCUGGGAUAACAUCUCUGACUCUGCGAAAGAUUUCAUCCGUAACAUGAUGCAGAAGAACCCCAGCAUGAGAUACACGACUGAGCAGGCACUCAGACAUCCCUGGAUUAUUGGAAAGACGGCGCGGAGCCAGGACAUCUACUACUCCGUCAGCGUCCAGAUCCAGAAGAACUUUGCCAAGUCCAAGUGGAAGCAAGCUAUUAACGCCGCCGUCGCCAUCAACCACAUGAAGAAGCUGCAGCUGGCUCACUCAGAGCUGGUCAUGCGAAAGACCAGCAUCCCCGACAUCAAAGUGAUCGACAUGUCCUCCCCCGCCAAGACCUGCAAACAUCUUGAUCCUGACAGACUCGACCCAAGGACGGCUGAGGUCAACGGGAGAGCCCACAUUAACGGUCACAUGUCUCUGCCCAUGAGCAGCAUCGAACCAAAGAGCCAUUAUCACACUCUGAAGGCCACCCAGAGUCACGUCGUCCCACACCACGCCCCGACUAUCGCCGAGCAGGGCAAGCACGUGUACCACUCAGAGCCUGCCAACCUCAACGGGUACGGAAAGAGCCGUAAUGGAAAGGCUCUGCAGACUGGAGUGUGCGCCGUCAUGUGAAGGCUGCGUAAAGUUUACAUGCUAAAGCAUUUUACUUGGUCAGUGUUGCUGUGCUGACUCAGCAUGCAGCUGUUUUGUGUCAGCGGGUCCCCGUGGCACUGUGGACUGAGAGAAGUGGUUUAUCCUCUGACAGACCCAGACGAGGUCUGCUGCGUGGUCCACUACAGUCUGUGGGACUUUUAACUUUUGGAAAAGGUGCCUGGGAAGCUUCGCGACCGCCACACUGAAACACACACACACACACACACACACACACAGAUAAAACACAGACAUUUAAACACUCUUUGAACUCAGACACGCGCGGUAGGCUUCACUUGAACCGGAGAGUUCUGUCAGUGUUGGAGGGGUUGCCUCUUUUAAAAGGUGGUUUGACAGCCUCACCUGCAUCUGAUGCAAGGCUCCACCUGGACGCCCAGCUGUCCCAGGAUGCACCAGGCCCGACCUCUGACCUCUGAUGUUGAAGAAGAAAGCUUUUCAUUCUGAUAUCUGAGUGAGAGAAUCAUCCCCUUUUAAUGUCAAAGUAUUUAUGAUCUAUAAAUAUAAAUAUUUUCAUUCACCCUGCGGGCGUUUUUAAGUGCAAUAGAAGGAACACGUGGAAACACUGCAUGCUUACUGCUUCAGAUAAGUGAUUCUCCUUUUAUGCAUUCUUCUAUAUUGUCUCUUGUUAUUAUUUAUUUUUGACUGAUUUAUUUUUCUAAAGUAAUCGCUUCUUGUAAAAAAAUUAAAAAGAUAAAAAGUUCUGCAGACAUGAGUUAAAGCAUAUUCACACACACUCAUCAUGAACAGUGUAAUGAUGCCACAAGUAUGUCCAGAAUCUGCCAACUCAUGUACAGAGUGUCUCUCACAUGUCAGCUCUGUGUUAGAUUAUAAACUGUCACCUCUGUGGUGUUGAUGUUCGUCAUUAUGUGGUUCAUUAUGUACAGUCUACUUCUUUCUCUUCAGCCGUAUGUGUCGGUGCAACAACAGAUUUCAGUCUAGUCUAUUUAUUAUGCUGUAUUCACGAAUAUAUGUGUGCUCAUGAAUAAAACAAGUACGGACUCUG
This is a messenger RNA of Notolabrus celidotus (New Zealand spotty), 2556 nucleotides long. It is a transcript of the gene camk1gb, whose product is annotated as calcium/calmodulin-dependent protein kinase IGb. Lineage: Eukaryota; Metazoa; Chordata; Actinopteri; Labriformes; Labridae. Gene Ontology annotation, cellular component: intracellular anatomical structure. The record is from RefSeq and is a predicted model, not a curated record. The transcript has 13 exons. Bases 201 to 1514 code for a protein of 437 amino acids. Gene Ontology annotation, molecular function: ATP binding; calmodulin binding; calcium/calmodulin-dependent protein kinase activity. Gene Ontology annotation, biological process: peptidyl-serine phosphorylation.